AUGGCGGAACUAAGCAAUAUUACUGAAGAUAAGACAACCCUAAAACAGUCCUGCUCGGCAGAAUUUACUGAAGAAGUGCAUGGUGAGCUGAUCUUUCUUCCGGCAAUAAAUAUCUUUUUCUCUUUUACUGCAUUUCUGGGGAACACUCUGAUCUUAGUUGCCUUACACAAAGAAUCUUCACUUCAUCCAGCGUCCAAACUCCUGUAUCGUAACCUAGCGAUAACUGAUCUCUGUGUUGGUAUCAUUGUGGAGCCUCUGGAUGUUGUUUCUUGGAUUUCGAUGCUGAACGAAAAAUGGAAUAUUUGCUAUUUCGCAAGUUUAACAAAUUUUAUGUCAGGUUUCCUUUUAUGUGCGGUUUCUUUAUUUACACUCGCCGCAUUAAGCGUGGACAGACUUCUCGCUCUUGUGCUUGGACUUAGAUACAGAAAAGUUGUAACUUUGAGGAGAACAUAUUUAAUUGUAGCUGCCAUGUGGAUUUUGUCCAUAGUCUUCGCAUUAUGCUCAUUGAUCUACUUUUGGAAUCCUCAGAGUCAUGUUCCAUCACGGCUGUAUGGCACAGUAAUCCUUGUAUGUCUUUCAAUCUCUCUUUUUUCAUACACAAAAAUCUUUAUCACUCUUCGUCAUAACCACACAGGGCAACCGAGCCAAGCCGUUACCCUAAACACAGCUCGGUACAGAAAGGCAGUGUACAUUGCACUGUGGGUGCAGGUAACAUUGGUUGCUUGCUAUCUGCCGUUCUUUAUUAUCGCCAUAAUAAUGGCAUUUCAAAGAGGAAGGCUGUCUUCUUCGGUCUGGCUUGCUUCGCAAUUUACGGCUACUUUGGUUUAUCUAAACUCGUCCUUUAACCCAUUGCUUUACGGUUGGAAGAUCAGAGAAGUAAGGAAAGCUGUAAAAGAAACAUUAAGGAAACUUUUUCGUUUAUCGAGUUAGUUUACCAUACCUCUCAGCUAAAAAUUCAUGUUAUUUUAAAAGUAUUGAUUUCACUGUCCUUCAUGAUUGAACACGCCGAGCGGUUUUUGUUAUCACCUUCAUGAUAUAGUUUACAUACAAUACUAAACCAGGAAGUAUCUCAAAGCUAAAAAGUUUUAUUACAUCGCUAGUGAUAUUUCGUCUUCUUAUAAAAUGUUUAAUCCAAAAGAGCAUUGUAAAAAAAUGAAUAGUGUAUUAAACGAGGAAGUAGAAUGUAUAGCGAAUUAGAUGUAAUGUAUAAGCGACUUCUGGCCCCUUUCUCCUGUUCUUUUAAUUAUCGAUUUAAUUAGUGAACAGAAUGGUGAAAGCCGUUAUUUGUCAGGUAAAAAUGUUUUUUAAAAGGACAAUAAUAAAGAAUCAUGAUUUUUUGUCUUAGUAGUUGCGAUGUAGUCACUUUUGCAGUUAGAAUCGCUACGUUUCGAAUCUUCGAAUGAAUAAUAAGCCUUGAAAAAAUCCGGUUUUUACUUCUGAAAAUGAAUGCCAUAAAACACCUUAAAGUCAAAUCCAAAAUUCCUAUAUUAUCAAAAACCUGUUGGAUUGGGGCAAAUUUUCUAUAGCAGCUUUGGAAGGCGAACUCAACAAGAUCUGCUGAGCCAGAAUUUUGCAGUCACUGACAAAACCUGCACAAACGCUAGAAUUUUUUUUCCACACCUGCCAACUUGCCUAAAAGAUACCUUGUUCACCCCCCAAAAGUUGCAUAGCCAUUGAUUUAAAUUUCGCCUGGGUAUUACAGUAGUCCAAAGAAAAAGGCUUAUAAACAAUGGUUAUAAAAUUUUGACGAGUAGGCAAACGCGUGAGAAAUUACAGUGUUUGUAUGAGAAUCUAAUGUCGAAUAAUUUCCGUAAAACCGCUGUUCUGAAAAAAAUAUCGAUUGUAAACUAAAACUACAAAGCAAAGGAUUGUACUAAAAAAUUUGGUGGGUGUACCCGCGCUUAAAUUUCUCCAGAGGCUUGCUUUAGAUUUUCCAUUAAUUUGUCUGUAAUCUUCCCGGGACUUUCUUACAGACUAAUGUAUAGAAAACUUUAAAAAAUGGUUCUAGGUCUUCUAGUGCAUGUAACGCCCUCAAAGUUUUUCAGGAGAAUCCUUAGGAGUGAAGCUUUAGUUUACAAAUCAUAUUUUUUUCAGAACAGCCGUUCCACGGAAAUUAUUGGACAUUAGAUUCUCAUACAAACACCGUAAUUUCUCACGCGUUUGCCUACUCGUCAAGAUGGUGUUAAUAUCAUGACUGUGGGCAAUGUUGUGUGGGUAGCCUGCGAAAACAUCCGUUUCUCCUCGCUCUUCGCCGCUGGGGACGUUUCGCGCGAAACGUUCCCAUCGGCAAAGAGCGAGGAGAAAUGGAUGUUGUCGCAGGCUAUGUACGGGUAAAGCCGCUGACCAAUACUGCAUGUGGGUCUUGAAAAAUUGCAAACAAUGGUUUCAGGAUUGAUUGUGACGAAUCUCUUCCAUGUUUAACGCUUUUUUUGGAAAAUGAUGUUGCACAAAAUUUUUGUAAAUACAGCAAAUGAGCCCCCCUCCCCCGUAUGAAUUAAGCUUCUUCUAUAAUUGUACCUCUUCCCCUCCAAAGCCUCCGCCUUUCUCUGGGACGUAAAAAAAAUCCCUCGUGUUUCACGCAAAUCUUUUCGCUACUUCUUUCUACUGCUUUCGCACUCGUAGUUUUUGCUUUGCUUACGUUCUUAGCGGUUCCCUCUUAACAUUCUGAGCUCGACUCAUUUUGGGUCCGAGUCCUGUGUCGCAUACUGAUUUUUAAGUAACAGCUGUAAACAGUCGGUAUCAGUUAAUCUACCUCGUUCCCAGGGUUCUCCCCUACCCUACUCUCUCUCGCUCCGUGGGGUGGGUAGGAGAGAACCCUGGGAAAGAGGUUGGCAGUUAAUUUGCUGCCUUUUACAUUUGUCGCUGCCAUUAUGGUCAUGUAAAAUCUCGCAAAAAAAAAAAAAAAAUAGAAAAGAGCAGUGAAAAAAGGUACAGGAAAAGAAAGUAAAAAACGAAUAAAAAUUACGUGUUAUAAACUCUUAUUUACUCGCCAUUAACGUACUGAUUAUCCUAAAUAGUAGCCAGGUAUCUAUACUGAUUACUGGCCGUUCUGCCAAUAAGAACACUGAAAUGACACCCGUUAUAAUUUUAAGAAAAAUAAUGUUGAAUCUCCGAGAGUGAAUACGUUUGAUACUUAGCUAAGUCAGCUAUACCCAACGUCUUUGGAGCUUAGUUCAAUGAAUGGAAACGAUGUUUCAUGGCGUUUUCAAUAUACCUUUCACAAGCUGUAUUAAUUAUGUAUUCAAAUUUUUUUUUGAGCACUGAGUAGUAGCAAUAGCCUGCUUAUACGACUCUCACUUUUGUGUUUGGUGUAGCAAAUCUUUUUGCUACUUCUUUCUACUGCUUUCGUACUUGUAGUUUUUGUUUGCUUACGUUCUCAGCGGUUCCCGCUUGGCAUUCUCAGCUCGAAUCAUUUUGGGUCCGAAUCUUGUGGCGCAUACUGAUUUUUAAGUGUCAACUGCAAACAGUUAGUACCAGUUAAUUUGCUGUCUUUUACAUUUGUCGCUUCCAUUAUGGUCAUGUAAAAUCUCGCCAAAAAAAAAAAAAAAAUAGAGCAGUGAAAAAAGGUACAGGCCAUCAAACUUAAAAUACGAAUAAAAAACUACAUGUUAUGAAUUUUUAUAUUUACUCGCCUUAAACGUAUAUUAACAUAAACAGCAGCCAGGUGUCUAUACUGAUAAGGGCAGUUCUGAUAUUAAAAAAUGACAUCCGUUAUAAUUUUAAUAAAAGAUGAUGUUGAAUCUUUGAGAAAGAAAACGUUUAAUGCUUAGCUAUGUCGUAUAUACCCAUGAGUUUUGGAUCUUAGUUCUCUUAAUCGAAACGAAUUUUUAUGGGGUUUUCAAUUUCCGACUUUAUAACAGUCCAAAAAAUUACAGUCUACAGACACCCUGACAGGUUUGCACCUCUAAUUAAAAGGCUUCCUCUCUACGCCUCCUUUUACGAUUAAUGUUUAUAUGCUCAUCAGUCAAACCUAACAAUGCCAGCAAUUUAAUUGAAACUAUAAAACAUACGAACAUGUGCUUUAAUCAUCUGAAAAAUGUUAUAUAGGAAUCAGCUAAUAAACGUAAGAGACGCCUUUUUAAUCUUUACUGGUUAGAAUUUCUAUGUCGCAAUGAAGUUAUUCACAAUUUUAUAUCAUACUCACCAGGACCCGAAUCGACAUUGUGUCCAAUUUAAGCUAGGUCUCUCUUCCUUAGGAUGAUUUUACGACUUAAUGAGUAAAUUCUGUUUUGAUAUUUAAGGUGACUCGACCCAGUUUUUUUGGGGGGAUACCAUCCUACUUUGAAGCUCUCUGGUAUCCCCACCUUUACUUUUAUCGUAAGUCUAACACAUAGAAUGGAUAACAUAUAGAUCAAUCUACAAUAUAACAUAAAAUUUUUGGCGAUCGGAGUAAAUGUCACGUGGUUAUAAUGCCACGCCCCUUUGAGGUCUGAGUCGAAAAUCUGCUGUUGCCGGCAUUUUUUCGUGAAAAUCUCUCGGCUACACAUAGUGCGCAUUAGUGCCUUGCGCUGAACAGAGUUUCGCCAAAAUCGCAAAGACCCAAUUCGAGAAAUUCAGCGGUUUCCAAAUUUAGGUCAUAAUUUAUGCGAAAAUGAUAAGCAAACUUUACACGGAUUAUAUCUAAUAAACUAUGAGAUUCAUCUCUGUAUUUUGGGCAUCCUUAUAACAGAUGGGUCCUUGCAAGUCAGCAAAACGCUUUAGGGCCUUGUAAAUGCGCGCGAUUUCGAGCAAAGCAAACAUUUAGAAAUUAUAGUUUUCGCUAUUUGUUGACGUUUGUCAGCGUUUAAGAGUCAAUCUCACGAAAAAAGCAUUUUCUUAAAAAUUCGUAGUUUUUUUUCCUUCAAAUUUUUUCAGGGCCACAAUUGAUUAACUAACUACCCGGACUCUGAAUUUCAUGGUCAUUGAAAAACUGUGACAUUACCUUCUAUAAGCCCAAACUUGAGUAAACAAUGAAGAUUUUUAGCGUUUUGGCUGAGUUUGUGCUUGGGGAGUUGUCUAUUGUUUCUAGUCUGUCAUUAUACAGCAUUCUUGUUCAGCACGCGUGCAAUGACCGCGCUUGAGCUGCGCUUGGCUGACUUCCGAAUAUGAUAAUGUUGGUACAGUGAGACAGGCCAUCGGGUGAUACAUAGAGGUUUAACUCACAACUUUUACUCAAUUCUCGUGCUUCUUGUGCCUUUGCAAAAAAAUCAAGAAGUGCUACACACUAAAUCUACUUACUAUUAAAAAAAAUAUCUUUUUUUGGUAGGUUUAAUGCAAGCCAAUAAUUAAACCAACUCGUGACGGGAAUCCCUUCUAUUUUCUUAUACUAAAUUAUCAUAUCUCGGUGAGCAUUCGGAAGUCAGCCAAGCGUGGUUAUUGCACGCGUGCUGAGCAAGAAUGCUGUAUAAUGACAGACUAGAAACAAUACACAACUCCCAAAGCACAAACUCAGCCAAAACGCUGAAAAUCUCCAAUGUUUACUCAAGUUUGGGCUUAUAGAAGGUAAUGUCACAGUUUUUCAAUGACCAUGAAAUUCAGAGUCCGGGUAGUUAGUUAAUCAGUUGUGGCCCUGAAAAAAUUUGAAGGAAAAAAAACUACAAAUUUUUAAGAAAAUGCUUUUUUCGUGAGAUUGACUCUUAAACGCUGACAAACGUCAACAAUUAGCGAAAACUAUAAUUUCUAUAUGUUUGCUUUGCUCGAAAUCGCGCGCAUUUACAAGGCCCUAAAGCGUUUUGCUGACUUGCAGGGACCCAUCUGUAUAAGGAUGCCCAAAAUACAGAGAUCAAUUUCAUAGUUUAUUAGAUAUAAACCGUGUAAAGUUUGCUUAUCAUUUUCGCAUAAAUUAUGACCUAAAUUUGGAAACCGCUGAAUUUCUCGAAUUGGGUCUUUGAGAUUUUGGUGAAACUCUGUUCAGCGCAAGGCACUUAUGUGCACUAUGUGUAGCCAAGAGAUUUUCACGAAAAAAUGCCGGCAACAGCAGAUUUUCGACUCAGACCUUACAGGGGCGUGGCAUUAUAACCGCGUGACAUUUACUCCGAUCGCCCAAAAUUUUAUGUUAUAUUGUACAUUGAUCUAUAUGUUGUUCAUUCUAUGUGUUAGACUUACGAUAAAAGUAAAGGUGGGGAUACCAGAGAGCUUCAAAGUAGGUUGGUACCCCCUAAAAAAAACUGGGUCGAGUCACCUUAAUGCUCCUCCAGCUUUCGAUACAGAAACGCAGUGUACAGUGCACUGUGGGUGCAGGUAGCAUUGGUUGCUUGCUAUCUGCCGUUCUUUAUUACCGCAAUAGUAUUGGCAUCUCAAAGAGGAAGAAGGGUGUCUUCUUCGGUUUGGCUUGCUUCGCAAUUUGCGGCUACUUUGGUUUAUCUAAACUCUUCCUUUAACCCAUUGCUUUACAGUUGGAAGAUCAGAGAAGUAAGGAAAGCUGUAAAAGAAACAUUAAGGAAACUUUUUCGUUUAUCGAGUUAGUAUACCAUACCUCUCAGCUAAAAAUUCAUGUUAUUUUAAAAGUAUUGAUUUCACUGUCCUUCAUGAUUGAACACGCCGAGCGGUUUUUGUUAUCACCUCCAUGAUAUAGUUUACAUACAAUACUAAACCAGGAAGUAUCUCAAAGCUAAAAAGUUUUAUUACAUCUCUGGUGAUAUUUCGUCUUCUUAUAAAAUGUUUAAUCCAAAAGAGCAUUGUAAAAAAAUGAAUAGUGUACUAAACGAGAAGGUAGAAUGUAUAGCAAAUUAGAUGUAAUGUAUAGGCGACUUCUGGCCCCUUUCUCCUGUUCUUAUAGAUUUAAUUACUGAACAGAAUGGUGGAAGCCCUUAUUUGUCA
Messenger RNA from Porites lobata, 6798 nucleotides. Lineage: Eukaryota; Metazoa; Cnidaria; Anthozoa; Scleractinia; Poritidae. The record is from the annotation of a GenBank genome assembly.